Molecule: messenger RNA, 1580 nt
Organism: Athalia rosae (coleseed sawfly)
Lineage: Eukaryota; Metazoa; Arthropoda; Insecta; Hymenoptera; Athaliidae
Gene: eIF2beta
Product: eukaryotic translation initiation factor 2 subunit 2
Exons: 7
Coding region: 155-1156 (333 amino acids)
Biological process (GO): formation of cytoplasmic translation initiation complex; translational initiation; formation of translation preinitiation complex
Cellular component (GO): eukaryotic translation initiation factor 2 complex
Molecular function (GO): translation initiation factor binding; translation initiation factor activity; mRNA binding
Source: RefSeq, a predicted model, not a curated record
CCGAUUGAUCUUGUCUCGUACCUGCAUGUGGCACCGUCGAGAAUUCUGAUGCAAUAGACGUCAGAAAAUAAUUUUUACCGUGCACGGAAAACCGUGAGAAAUAUAUUAACUGUCAAAUUAUAUCGUAUAGAAAAGUGUUUAGUUGUGCACCAACAUGACUGAGGAAGAUUCGAUCUUUGAUCCCACUUUGAAAAUAAAGAAGAAGAAAAAGAAGAAGACAACCUUUGACUUAGAUGCAGCCAUGGGUGAGGGUGGCAGUGGUGGCGAAACCACUGAGGGUGCUGGAGACAAGGAAAACCAAGAGCCUGAAUCAACAGCAAUGGAUGAUGAUGAGACUUUGGACCUAGAAAAUUUUGGUAUCAAAAAGAAAAAAAAGAAACCCAAGACGAAGACAUUCAAUCUCGAUGAACUGGAUGUUGCAUUACCAGAUGGCAAAAAAGAAGAUGGUGAAGAACCUAUCGGAGAGGAUGGUCCAGUGGAGGAGUACAUUAAGCUGGACAUGGAUUUCUCAGCAAAGAAAAAGAAGAAGAGUAAAAAGAAGAAGGAAUUCGAUGACUUGGUAGCAGAUGAGAAGAAAAGGGAGAUGGAGGACAAUCAAAGUGGCUUUACUGAAUCUGAGCGAAGUGCAGAAACUGUUGAGGAUACAACUACGUGGGUUGGAUCGGACAGAGACUACACAUACGAGGAGCUUUUAAUCAGAGUGUUUGACAUCAUGAGAGAAAAGAACCCUGACAUGGUCGCUGGGAAGAAACAGAAGUUUGUCAUGAGGCCUCCACAAGUCGUGCGAAUCGGCACUAAGAAAACAUCAUUUGCCAACUUUACUGAGAUUUGUAAAACGCUGCAUAGGCAGCCUAAGCAUUUAUUGGACUUUUUACUGGCUGAACUGGGAACCAGCGGGUCUGUUGACGGAAACAGCCAGCUCAUCAUUAAGGGACGCUUUCAGCAAAAGCAGAUAGAAAAUGUCUUGAGGAGAUACAUAAAAGAAUAUGUCACGUGUCAUACGUGUCGCUCGCCUGACACCAUAUUGCAGAAGGAUACUCGUCUGUUUUUCCUUCAAUGUGAAACUUGUGGAUCAAGAUGCUCCGUGGCUAGCAUCAAAUCUGGUUUCCAGGCUGUUACCGGAAAGCGUGCUGCGAUCAGAGCAAAGACUGCUUAGACCCAUUGAAAGUGAGAAUGAGCGCACCGAACCAUAUGAACACAAAAUUAUCACGUACGUUAUUAUUUUGAUUAAAACUUUCAAUCAACCCUGGAAAAGUUGCUAUCGAAUCGUUCCAUUGUUUUUAAUCAUGCGAUGGUUAUACUGCAGCGUACAAAAUGUAAAGAGUGUAUGUUGUGUCACCUUGUAAAUAGCCUUACUACAAUAAUAACGAAUAACGGAUAAUCAAGGUUUUAAACAAAAUACUACAAACUGCAGUUGAUAAACUAUAGCCUAGGUAAACAUAUUACAUACUAUAAAAAAUUAAUUUUGAAGCAUUGCAACACAGAAUAGGAUGGAUUAAUUUAAAAUCACGGAAUGAUUUUCGUUUAUUAGGUAAUGUACACGUCUGUAUUUGCUAGCCAAUAAAUUCAUCUCGAAGUCA